GUCAGUGUCCUACAUUUUGUCGAUGGGGUUCUGUAACCGAUGCCAUCGUUUUGACCAGACCGCGAGAGAGAAGACGACCUUUCUCUUUACCCUUUAUCAACUGCCCACCUCUCAUAGCUUUCUUUUCACCCACUUCAAUUUCUCUCUUGGUUUCUCUUUCUUUCAUGAUCUUGUUUCACUAAUCAUGGCUGUAGAGCUCAUGAUGGCUUUUAGCAACGAUGGGUUUGUUACUAAAUUGGAAGAUAACGCUGUCCAAGAGGCUGCGUCAGGGCUCGAGAGUGUUAAUAAGCUUAUCAGAUUGCUGUCGCAGCAGAAUCAAGAAACCAUUCAAUCUUCAUCUUCACCUUCUGCGACUUUAAGAUCGUCUAUGGAUAUAGAUAUGGAUUGCAAGGCAGUCGCUGAUGUUGCUGUUUCUAAAUUUAAGAAAGUGAUUUCUCUUUUGGGUCGAACCAGAACCGGCCAUGCUCGCUUUAGAAAAGCUCCUGUGGCGGUGGCUAUGGCGGCUGCUCUAAGCCACACCCAAAUUAGCCAAGAAAAUCAACUUCUUGAAAGUAAGGUUUAUUAUGCUACGCCGAUCCAGCAGAUUCCUCCAACUCCUCCGGUCCCUAAUCAUUACCAUGAUUAUUCUUCUAUGGGGAUGAUGCCAAAUAAUAAUGGGGUGAUUGGUGAGAGGAAAGAAUCAUCUACCACCAUUAAUUUUUCUUAUUCUUCCGCUGGGAACUCCUUUGUUUCUUCCUUGACGGGUGAUACGACCGAUGGCAAACAGCCGUCAUCUUCAUCAGCGUUUCAGAUUACCAAUCCGUCUCAGGUUUCAUCAGCUGGAAAGCCUCCUCUGUCUUCAUCUUCUUUGAAGAGAAAGUGUAGCUCUGAAAAUUUGGGUUCUGCCAAUUGCAGUGGACCUUCUGGUCGGUGCCAUUGCUCUAAAAAGAGCAGAAAGUUGAGGCUGAAGAGAGUGGUGAGAGUUCCAGCAAUUAGCCUGAAGAUGUCUGAUAUUCCACCAGAUGAUUACUCCUGGAGAAAAUAUGGACAGAAACCCAUUAAAGGGUCUCCACAUCCAAGAGGCUACUACAAGUGCAGCAGCGUCAGAGGCUGCCCAGCACGUAAGCAUGUGGAGAGAGCUUUAGACGAUCCAUCAAUGCUUGUAGUCACCUACGAAGGAGAGCACAAUCACAAUCUCCCCAUUGCAGAGCCAACCAAUCUGAUCUUAGAAUCCUCUUAGGUUUAGUCACAAACACCUUCAGCCCAUAAUCAACAUGAACAAAACUGUAACAAAAGAACAGCUUCUAAACAAGUGGGAUUUAGUGUAGGAAGAGCAAAUACUUGUAGUAACAGUAGCUAAGUAGCAAGAGAGCUCUGGACAAUGGGAUUCAGAGAAAUUCUCAAUGCGUUAAUCUCAAAAGGAGAUUAGUGGGGUUUGGUUCAUUUUCAUUUUCUUUCUGUAAAAUAUUUUAAAUUCCUGAA
Messenger RNA from Manihot esculenta (cassava), 1461 nucleotides. RefSeq names its product probable WRKY transcription factor 15. The transcript is spliced from 3 exons. NCBI's taxonomy places the organism in Eukaryota, Viridiplantae, Streptophyta, Magnoliopsida, Malpighiales, Euphorbiaceae. The record is from RefSeq and is a predicted model, not a curated record. The coding region runs from base 23 to 1219 and encodes 398 amino acids. Gene Ontology annotation, molecular function: DNA-binding transcription factor activity; sequence-specific DNA binding. Gene Ontology annotation, biological process: regulation of DNA-templated transcription.